Molecule: messenger RNA, 1096 nt
Organism: Oppiella nova
Lineage: Eukaryota; Metazoa; Arthropoda; Arachnida; Sarcoptiformes; Oppiidae
Source: the annotation of a GenBank genome assembly
GGUUAAAACUGGCAAACAUAACACCAAUUGUAUCAGUAUGAAUUCUCAAAGCGAUUUAAAUGAAUUUCGCAAUACAUUUAACGAGAUAUUGUGUGCUAUUUGUCCCGAUCAUGAAACACAUGAAUUGGCUGAAGUAUAUUCAUGGAUAAGGGAAAGCAUAUUAUAUAACGUACCGCAUGGAAAAUUUAGCCGAGGUCUCACUGUGGUUUCGACAUAUAGAGCAAUAGUGGAGCAACAGGGUAAAACACCAACAUGUGAUGAAAUAAAACUAGCAAGUGCGUUAGGUUGGUCACUCGAGUUUCUACAUUCGGCUUAUUUAAUAACUGAUGAUAUGAUGGAUCAAUCGAUUACCCGGCGUAAUAAACCAUGCUGGUACAAAGUGGAGCAUGUUGGCUUAAGAUCAUGCAAUGAUGCCAAAGUAUUGGAACAGGAAGUAUAUCAUAUAAUUGAAAUAUUUUUCCACGAUAAACCAUGUUAUGGAAAAUUAAAUGACCUUCUACACGAGGCUGCAAGGUACAUUGUGUUUGGACAAUGUAUGGAUAUGACGUCUAACCCGACCGGCAAACGUCCAAAGUUUAAACUAUUUACAGACCAUAGAUAUGCGUCUAUUGCUAAAUACAAAACAUCGUUGUAUUCGUUUGUAUUGCCGGUUAGAAUCGGUACAUAUACAAUGUACAUGUCAUCGUACGAUUCACCCGAUGCUCAUAAAAUGGCUGAAGAAAUGCUCAUAAAAAUCGGACACUUAUAUCAACUACAAGACGAUUAUUUUGAUUGUUUCGGUGACCCGGAUAUAACCGGAAAAAUUGGACGGGAUAUACAGGAGGGAAAAUCUAGCUGGCCAAUUGUGACAGCAUUUAAAUUAUGUGAUCAGGAUCAACGGGAAACACUUGAGAAACACUAUUGUAUUGAUGAGGAUACAUCGGUGGCUAUUGUUAAAGAUAUUUUCACCAAGCUAAGUAUUAAGGAAUUGUAUUUAAAAGAAGAGACUGAGUAUUAUAAAAAUUUGUGUAAAUCUAUAAAUGAUUUAAAACUGAAAAAUCAAUUGUUAGCCAAUAUUUGCAAACAAUUUUUGGAUAUGAUUUAUAAACGAAAAAAC